ACCCGAAGCUGGGUUCCACGCGGCGCGGCCUGAACGGAGGCGGAGGGUUUCCCAGGCCGAAGGGAGACACCGCGGAGGAGGGGCUUCCUCCCUGCUUCAGCGGCUUCCGGUUUGCCAAAACUCACAUUAAACUCGAAUCGUCGCUUGUCUGAUGGCGCUGGGGCUCAUUCUUCUUCCUGUGUUGCAGACGAAGAAACGGGGCGAUCUGAAUCCAGAUUUAGCGAUGUGUUAGCCGUGUGACCUUGUGCCGUAAAGCGACCUAAACUGUCACUUUCCUCAUUUGUGUAAUGGGGAUAGUAAAAGGACUUGCUUCAUGCGGUCGUGGGACUCCAGUGUCAGUGAACGCACUGGAGGGGUUGAGCACGAUGCUUGACGACGAUGGCAGGAUUUCCACAGUAUAUGUAGUAUGAUCUCCAAAUCUUGGCCUCUUAUUCAACUUGUGCAGUCAUAGUUCCACUGACUGGAGAAUAAAUGGGAUUUGCAAAAAUUCCUCACUGGACUGAAAUAUAGACUGCAGUGUUAAUAUCCUUUUCUUCUUGUUAUUAACAGUUCCUCAGAAAAUUAAAUGUCGUCAGAAGACCGAGAAGCUCAGGAGGAUGAAUUGCUGGCCCUGGCGAGUAUUUAUGAUGGAGAUGAAUUUAGAAAAGCAGAGUCUGUCCAAGGUGGAGAAACCAGGAUCUACUUGGAUUUGCCACAGAAUUUCAAGAUAUUUGUGAGCGGCAAUUCAAAUGAGUGUCUCCAGAAUAGUGGCUUUGAAUACACCAUUUGCUUUCUGCCUCCACUUGUGCUGAACUUUGAACUGCCACCAGAUUAUCCAUCCUCCUCCCCACCUUCAUUCACACUUAGUGGCAAAUGGCUGUCACCAACUCAGCUCUCUGCUCUUUGCAAGCACUUAGACAACCUGUGGGAAGAGCACCGUGGCAGCGUGGUUCUGUUUGCCUGGAUGCAGUUUCUUAAGGAAGAGACCCUAGCAUACCUGAAUAUUGUCUCUCCUUUUGAGCUCAAGAUGGGUUCUCAGAAAAAAGUGCAGAGAAGGAUGGUUCAAGCCUCUCCCAACACAGAGCUAGAUUUUGGAGGAGCUGCCGGAUCUGAUGUAGACCAAGAGGAAAUUGUGGAUGAGAGAGCUGUGCAGGAUGUGGAAUCACUGUCAAGUCUCAUCCAGGAAAUCUUGGACUUUGAUCAAGCUCAGCAGAUAAAAUGCUUUAAUAGUAAAUUGUUCCUGUGCAAUAUCUGUUUCUGUGAGAAGCUGGGUAGUGAAUGCAUGUACUUCUUGGAGUGCAGGCACGUGUACUGCAAAGCCUGUCUGAAGGACUACUUUGAAAUCCAGAUCAGAGAUGGCCAGGUUCAGUGCCUCAACUGCCCGGAACCAAAGUGCCCUUCGGUGGCCACUCCUGGUCAGGUCAAAGAGCUAGUGGAAGCAAAGUUAUUUGCCCGUUAUGACCGCCUUCUCCUCCAGUCUACCUUGGAUCUGAUGGCAGAUGUGGUGUACUGCCCUCGCCCGUGUUGCCAGCUGCCUGUGAUGCAGGAGCCUGGCUGCACUAUGGGCAUCUGCUCCAGCUGCAAUUUUGCCUUCUGUACCCUGUGCAGACUGACCUACCAUGGAGUCUCUCCAUGUAAGGUGACGGCAGAGAAAUUAAUGGACUUACGAAAUGAGUACCUGCAAGCAGAUGAGGCCAAUAAAAGAUUUUUGGAGCAGAGGUAUGGUAAAAGGGUGAUUCAGAAGGCACUGGAAGAGAUGGAAAGUAAGGAGUGGCUAGAAAAGAACUCAAAGAGCUGCCCAUGCUGUGGAACUCCCAUAGAGAAAUUAGAUGGAUGUAACAAGAUGACGUGUACUGGCUGUAUGCAGUAUUUCUGCUGGAUUUGCAUGGGUUCUCUGUCUAGAGCAAACCCUUACAAACAUUUCACUGAUCCCACUUCCCCGUGUUUUAAUCGGUUGUUUCAUGCUGUGGAUGUUAAUGGAGAUAUUUGGGAAGAUGAGAUUGAAGACUAGUUAACUCCUGCUCAAGAUAUGGAAGUGAGAUGGUUUGCCCUAAUCUUUUGUUGAGUACACAAAACAAUCUUGCAGGAUAUUUAGGGUACCAUUCGUUCACUCUUCAUGUGUUGAAGAUAAGGAAGAACAAGGUUUAUAGUUUCAUGUGGUACUACUGAUUAAGGCACAUUCACAUAUUUUUUAAUGUAACAUAAAUUGAGAAAAAGUAUAAGCCAAAGGUUCAGAAAAUGAAACUACAGAAUAUUAAAUAUUAUUAUGUGCUCAAAGUUCUGAAUAGUUAAAAAUUAAGUAUUUCUUUUCUUCCCCAAGCUUUAGGUAAGGAGAAGAGAGGUCGAGAGUUAAAUUGACAGGCCCUUUUGUCUCUGAGGUGCAUCCCUCUGAGACAUUCUGCUGGAGCGCCCUCGGUGCGACUCCUCACAGCUGGGGUGGGCAAAAGCCUUAUGAAAAUUGUACUGAGGGUCUCCUCUCGUUUAGUCCAUGUUACAUUCCUUCCAACCUAAAUUUCUGCCAAGUUCUCUUUGGAGGGAGUCCUUGACUUUAUAACUGACUGGAUGGUCCAGUGUCAUUUUGAUCUACUGCUUUUCAGAAUAGAAAUUUAUAAUUAUUUAAAAAAUAUUUUUAAUACCCUCAAAACUGUGGGUCACUUGAUAUUUAUUUAGUGUAUAUAGUCCACUGGUUUUAGGCCAGGUCUAGACUUUAGUGAUUCUGACUCAGAAGAAUUUCCGUUCUAUUCCACUUUCUGUAGAGCCUUUGGUCCCACACGCUCUCCUUUUAAACCUUGUCCUAUCUUCUGUUGGUGAGGACAGUUUUUAUAUUCCAGUAGCAUGUUUUUAUUUCCUCUGCUGGAAUAGGAGAAAGCCUAAUAUAUUCCCAAGCUGAAGGUCCUUGAAUUAUCUGCAUUUUGAACCUGCCCACACCACUGUAGUUCCAUUCCCAACUUUCUGAAUUUUUUUUAAAGGUCUUUUCUAACAAGCUCUGGGAAUUUGACUUCCUACCUUUUUGUUGCAGCAGCAGUGUUUUGGAUGAUAAUUUUGGACUGAUACCUAGAUCCCUGUUUCUGGGUUUUGUUGAUUUUUUGAAAAAUUGUCUUUCCUUAUGGUUUGGUGAGUGGCUUGGUAGCAAAAUAAGAUUUUUUGGAAAAGAGGACAGAAGAAUUGAACUGCAGCUUGUGAACAUGUUCUUUUUUCCUACUUUGUCACUGAAAUUGAGGAACCACUUUUACUGUUUUAGGUGUGUAUGUCCAAAGAGUCAGUAAGGACUCUGUUUCUGGAUUGUCAAUGAGGAUGCUUAAUCUUAAAAAUAAAAAUGAUUUAAAAAUUCAUCUUAUAAUUA
Messenger RNA from Carlito syrichta (Philippine tarsier), 3322 nucleotides. It is a transcript of the gene RNF14, whose product is annotated as ring finger protein 14. Gene Ontology annotation, molecular function: ubiquitin protein ligase activity; zinc ion binding; ubiquitin conjugating enzyme binding. Gene Ontology annotation, biological process: protein polyubiquitination; positive regulation of proteasomal ubiquitin-dependent protein catabolic process; ubiquitin-dependent protein catabolic process. Gene Ontology annotation, cellular component: ubiquitin ligase complex; cytoplasm. NCBI's taxonomy places the organism in Eukaryota, Metazoa, Chordata, Mammalia, Primates, Tarsiidae. The record is from RefSeq and is a predicted model, not a curated record. Bases 566 to 1990 code for a protein of 474 amino acids. The transcript is spliced from 9 exons.